UUCUUCCAUACAAAUUUGUGGUCUGUGUUGUGUAGUCGCAAUGGACGAGAAAAUAUAUCGUGUUUCAAAUUUUCGUGCUAUAAAAUGAAUAAAAUGUCCGAAGACAGUUAUGAAGACCUUGUUAUGUUCAGUAAAUAAUAUAUGUGUUUUCUAAUUUGUUAAUAAUGAGGUUUCAUAGACGUUGUGGGGAUAGAGUUAGUCUUUUACACGACAAUACAACUGCCGUAAGAAAUUUUGUUGAAUUUAAUCACGGGUUAAUUCUUAGUGCAGAUCCACUCACUGAUGAUGUUAUAUUUGAAGUUUGCAUAGAUAGAAAGGUAAAUAUCUGGAAUGGGAGCCUUGAAAUCGGAGUCACCACCCUGGACCCUGAGUAUAUGGAGUUGCCUGCCACGGCAACUAAGCUUCGCAAUACGGCCUGGAUUAUGUCCGGAAGUUCUGUGGUAAAGGAUGGAGUUACACUGAUACACUCAUAUGGUCCUAAGUUGGAUAGUCUUCACGAAGGCGAUUGCUUAGGUGUUAUGAGAACUAGUAAGGAUGAAUUAAUGUUCUAUGUAAAUGGAAGAUGUCUGGGUAUAGCGGCGACUGAGAUGCCCCCACGACUCUUUGCAGUUAUCGAUUUGUAUGGCCAGUGCGUACAAGUUUCAAUAAUGCAUACAAACUGCAUGCGAACUAUCAUGGAGAAUAGUUUGGAUCAGAUUGAAGAAGAUCCCAACAAUGACGAUUCAAUAAUGAGUGAAUCGGAAGUGAUGGCUGAGACUUUACAAGAUAAGCCGUGUUCGGAUGUCUUCGUACCAAUGACUACGGAGGGCGCAUGUGCUUUAGUGGCCAGAGACCGACUUCGGUUUCAUCCCAGAUGUGGUAUCUUGGUCAAACUGUCGAAUAAUAACAAGUCUGCCGAGCGCUCCCGUCCCUUAGACGACUAUAAUAACGGCGUCGUAAUGACUCACAGACCGCUCUAUGACAACGAGCUCUUUGAGAUUCGAAUAGACCGCCUCGUGGACAAGUGGAGCGGCAGUAUAGAGGUCGGCGUUACAACCCACAACCCAUCGACCAUUCGGUUUCCGUCGACCAUGACAAACAUGGAUUGUGGAACCAUCAUGAUGUCUGGUUGUAAGGUUCUGAUCAACGGACAAGGCACUUGUGUCGAAUAUGGCAAUUUUAAUUUGGAUGAACUUCGGGAAGGAGACACUAUUGGUAUGAUGCGCAAUUCUGCUGGUAAAUUGCAUUACUUCAUAAACAGCAUCGAUCAGGGAGUUGCGGCAGACAAGGUGGACCAACAAGUUUGGGGAGUCAUCGACCUCUAUGGAAUGACUGUCAAGGUAUCGAUAGUUGAUGCGUGUGAGGAUCUUUGUGAGAUGGACACAAAUGUCAUGAACCAGCCAAACGUCUCCAACGUCCCUAACCUACCGUCGCCUGUACCUGCGAACACCAGCAGAUACAGGCCUCAAAUAGACGAAGACAGUCUUUUAUUUCAUUCGCUGCGUGAUUCGUAUGUUAUUAUUAUUAACGAUGGUAAGACUGCUCAUCGGCCUAACGCUUUCGAAUUCUUCAACAAUGGUAUAGUGAUGACGAAUCGAACGUUAAAGACCAAUGAGCUGUUUCAAGUUAGACUCGACCUGGUCAUACCCAAGUGGGCCGGCAGUAUCGAGAUAGGGGUCACGCAGUAUUCCUCCAAUGAUAUAAAGACACCGUUCAAAAUGAGUCACGCUAAAUCAGGCACUUGGGUCAUGGCCGGCGAAGACAUUAUACGCAAUGGAAGCGUUAUAAUACCGAAAUAUAUUAGAAAUCUCAAUGGAUUAUGUGAGGGAGACACUGUGGGUGUGAUGCGAAAGGACAUGGGCAUUCUACAUUUCUUUGUGAAUGGCAUCGAUCAAGGUCCGGCCGCUUUUAAUAUACCAGGACAAGUUUUUGGUGUUAUUGACUUAUAUGGAAGAGUGGCGCAAGCGACGAUAGUAGACACCUAUUCACCGCCAACAACGUUUUCACCGGAGUCCCCAAACUCCUUCGAAUCAAAUACUACAGUAUAUCCGGAAAUGUGCUUCCACCGCGUACACGGGCGUAAUGCGCGCUUGAGUCGUACGCGAUUGACUGCGUCACGUACGGCGGUCUACUCGGAGUUCAACGAUGCAGUGCUCUUUAGUUCUAGGCCUUUGCGAGAGUGCGAUAUGUUCGAACUAAGGAUAGAUUCUAUGGUUGACUGCUGGAUUGGGAGCUUGGAGAUUGGUGUGACAGCAAUUCGUCCAGAUGACCUGGAUGAUUGCGUCCUAGCGGGAACUGCGACGGACCUGAACUACGACACGUACAUUUUGAGCGGCUCGGCAAUGAUGAAGGAUGGAGAGUGUGUGAGAAGUGGAUACUCCUUGGACCUGGAUACAUUGACUGUUGGAAGUCGAGUUGGUGUUAUGUGGCAUGCGGAUAGAAGCCUCCACUAUUACUUAGAUGGAAUGGAUAUGGGGAAGGCGUGGUUUGUUCCUCAUCUUAACAUCUACGCUGUUGUCGACCUCUAUGGACAAUGCACUCAGGUGACAAUACUACAGAACGAAGAAAGAACUUUUAACUACAACGGCUGUCCACUCGCCGACAAUCCGUUUUUCGGUCUACCACGGUUAUUGGCCACACCGCCACCGCCAUAUUGGAGUUUUUCCGAGUACUAUGGAGACAACGUCCGGUUAACUCACGAGUAUUCGGUCGCUAAGAGGUUGACUCCCGAUCCUACGGGAGCACUAGUUUUCAGCUCCGAUCACUUGGCUGUGGGGGAAAUGUUUGAGAUAAAAAUCACGGAAUGCCAAGACAGUUUUGCUGGAGGUUUUCGUAUGGGUGUGACCGAUAUAAAUAUUUUGAACGCACAUGUCAAUAGAAGCCUGCCCCCAUCUAUUAUAUACUUGCCACAUUACACCGCUUAUGUUGAUGGGAGAUACAUGAAAUAUUCGAAGCCUGGUACCCGGGAGCAAGACUGGUGCACUGUCUCACCGUCAUUCGAGUGGCUGAGACCUGGAGACCGUGUCGGUCUGAAGAAGACUACCGACGGACGUGUCUUGGUGUAUUACAACUGCGAGUGUAUUGAUACGGCAUUUGAACGGGUUCCUGAUAAAGUGUACGUGGUGAUGGAGCUGUAUGGAUGCGUUUACAAGAUUCAAGCAAUAAAACGGGACAAUGUUGUCGCCUUGCCGCAGACAAUACCAAACGACUCGUUGUACAUAAAACCCACUACGGAGGUGGAAGUGGACCUGAACAUGGAGAGUUGUACGAGUGAAACGGAAGGCACCUUGUCUACGGUAACUGUGAUGCCAUUGGAGAGACGUCGUCGCUCACCUUUACCGUACACCUUUCACUAUGUUCACGGAAAGAAUAUCAAACUGUGUAGCUCCGAUACAGUUGCCGUGCGUACGGCGGGCUACAACGAUGCGAUUGCUAUCGUAAGCCAGCCUCUCCGAAGGGGCCACAGUUUUAGGUUCCGGAUCGACAAGGUGGAUCAAGACUGGGAAGGCAGUGUUGCGAUAGGGGCCAUGGCGACGCUGCCUACGGACAGUCUCCCGUCAGUUGCGACCCGGCUCGACCCUGCUGCCUGGGUUCUCACUAGCGACCACUUAUACGAUGGCACUUAUUACUUACGCGCUCCGAUGGCUAUUGAGCUUGAGGAAGUGAAUGAGCAGUCGGUUCUGACUCUCCACUUUAGGUUCAACAGUGACCUGGUGGUGGAGUUAGAUGGAAGAGUUUUAGCCAUCGUCGGAUCUGUCUCGAGACUCAACAGCCAUGUGUACCCCUUGGUGGAUCUAUACGGAAAAGUUUGUCAGGUCUCGGUUUUGCUGCAUCCGUAUUCUAUUAUAAGUGGAACGUCACUAGAUUUGCCGAUAAUCGCUGAAAACAGACGCGAAGAAUCUCUAGCGGAGCUUGAACAAGAACUGGAGAAUACAAGUGAAAAUAGAUUGCAACGCAGAAACCGGGCAUUCAGUGAAAACAAUCUGAUAGAUGAUUUCGAGAUAGCGGGUCCCAGCACAGACGUCAGAAACACCUUAUUCAAUGACGUCAGAAUCGCGCAAAACAAAGUGAUGCAUCAGAGUUUGAUACUAACCUCGGACAGGGGGCACAGGGUCGUGCAAAAGAGUCACUCCACUCACAAUUUCAGUACCGAGGAAUUUGACGCACGACCGAGGGACGACUGCGAUACCAACAUUCAGCAUAACGACCGCUACCCUGAAGCCGACGUGGAUAAUCUGGAUAACGAAAUCAUGGACGCGCUCACCUUGGAGACGGGGAAUCUUCCAGAUUUAACCGAGGAACAAUCUUCGUCGAUGGAUGACUCUACUCGAAGGGAUGACGGUGAACCGUUGUCGGUGGAAAAUUUAAAUUACUUGAACAGAAUUUUGGGCUUGGAUCAAGAGAGCGAAGGUAGUCUAGAAGCGGAGUGGGAAGCCUCGGGCGAAGGCUGUGAGCAUCUGCAUUUGGUGCUGAAGUAUUGGAAUUUUUUGGUGCUGCCUUACCCGGAGUUAAGGAAAGCGGUUUCUUGGGGACAAGUCAAGUGCUACUGCAGCAAUUGUGUACCGGAUGCUGAGCCGUUGUUCGCUGGUUGGGUUCGCAUUGAGCGUAUCGACGGUAUCGGUGCGGCGACACGUGGCUUCUGGCACAUCGUCCGUUCGACACUCGGCGCAGCACAAGCAGUUGAACGAGCAGUUGCUAAGCGACCGGCCAAGAUGUCUUCCACCCUUUUAACUACGCCGAGCGAUGUAUGGAUGGAUGAAGAAGGGAAGCCACAUUAUACAGUUUUAGCCAUAGAAAUCGAUAUAGAGGGCAACGAAGCCGAUAAAGACAGGCUGCUAGCCUUUCUCAUUUACAUGAAGCCUCACAUUGUUUUCGUCGAUGAUAAUCCACUGAGCCUAGACGAAUGACCAACAAUGACCGCCGUAACUCGUGCCUCGCAACGUGGUUAAAACAGAAGAUGGACCGAAUCUUUUGGUAUAUGAAUUAAAUUGAAACAAACUUAGCGAUAAUUAAUUAUCUAUGUUCAAUUCGGUGUCAACUUUCAAACCUUUGCACGUAGUGCUUUGACAGUGAUAGUUAGCAACACAACUGUCACAAGCGUUUUUGUCUCUGUCAUUUUAACAUAUAAAUGAGGCUAAAUUUGUUUUUUUUCAAAUACCAAAAGAUUACACUUUAUUAAAAGCGUUAAGUGCUUAACCCACUUAAAACAUAUUUUAUUUUAUUAAAAAAAUGUAUUUUACGUAUAUUUUUAAAUGUUUAUUACACGUUUUUGUAAAGAUCCGAGGCCUGCGGUUAAUGGGAUUUUUGAUUAGACGAUGCUAGUGAAAAUGUCUAAAUGUUUUGUCAAUCAAUUACAUUAAAGUAUACAACAAAUUACUUGAAUUGACAUAAAUAUUAAGACAUUUAUAGGUUUUAACUUUGAGUCAAAGUUAAGUCGCCUUUAAAUUGUUCGAAUCUGAAUGUACUAGAUUUUACCCUGUAUUUGUCUGUCAUUUUAACACACAUUAUAUCGAAAGCACUAAUAUUUUGUCAUAUUGAUAUGAGGACCAGCCUCAUUUUAUAUUAGGAUAAUGUAACGAAGGUAUCUAUCAAAAGUACAUACUUAGUAAUUAAUAUUAACUUAAACAAUUUAAUGUCCGUUUCACGAAAGUUUCACUUUGUGACUAAAUUGUACACAUUUGGUACAGACAUACUUCUAAUCACGUGUAAAAUCUUUUGUGGCCCCAAAUGGUUCCUUUCGUUAAUGUUAUAAGGGAAUAUCAGUCGUUGGCAACACCAACUCAGUUUGGUAUAGCGAUGUGUGGUUUGUUAGUGCUUCCGAUUUUAGUUCCAAAUACAGCAACGGAGCCUUGUCUACGUUUAUAUUAAUAUUCUUGUAUAUUAUUGUCUUCGUUUUAUUAGUGCUAAGGGUGCUGUUCUGUUGGUAAAUUUAGAGCUAAAACACUCAUACACACUCGUAUAUGCCACAUAAUAAUAAUCCCUUUUUAUUUAUCCUUUAGCACUUUCGCGAAACGGAGAAUCAUCAUUUUAAAAAAUCUUAAUGUUCAUAGAAAAAUGUAAGCAAUAGGUGUUUUAAAGAAAUAUCUAUAUCUGUUGAAAAUAUUAGCCAAUAGUCGGGUCUUUGACCAAAUGUCAUAUCAAAUAAUCUGAUGCAAGAUAAAUAGCGAAGUUAUGCAUUUAUUUCUUGGCAAUUGAAGCCAGUUCAAUUAUAAUGUAUGUCUGCUUCGUCUUAUAUUUUGCAUUACUGAAAUCUAUUUCGCUUGGCAAAUCACUCAAUUGCACUACGCCGUUGGCGUGUUUUCGCUCGUGAUGCAGAUUUUAAUGUAAAUGCGCCAUUCUGCUAUAGAUAUGUACUACCCUCUGCAGUAUUCCGUUCGAUCUCAGUCUAAAGUAUUAAACGAAUCUUGUCCAAGCAGCCGCACUAAAGGGAAAAUUACCAAGUGUACUUAGACUUUGCUAACACCGACCAAAUUUAAGAAUUCGUGCUCAUAGUCCUCUGAGCUAACAUGGUUGUAACCCGAGUCUUAAUGCACUUUAUAAAUGUCAGUCUUAGAGUCGUCCAUUAAGUUAUUUAUAAUGGUAGUAGUCUUUAAGUCAACGACUGAUUAUAAGAAGCACUAAGCUGUAAAAGACCUAUACUAAAUGGCUUAUGUCAGUUAACCCUUAAUGAGUGACUCUACGGCUGCAAUAAAGCAAUGUUCAUUUAUUUUAGGAAGUAUAAUUGUACAGGUUUCAUUAUUUUCCGUCAAGGAACAAAUUAAUUAGUGUUAAAAACAAUUAAAGCAAUGUAGAUCUUUCAUAAUUUAUUGUAAUGUUUUAAGUACGACUGAAAUUAAAUUAUUUAAAAGAUUGUGUUCUUAAUUUAUGAGUAUAUAUAAAUAAAUAAAUCAUUGUUCUUCUCGUAUAAUAUAACGCCGUUGACUAGAGAGAGUAUUUCUCAGCUUUUGCAUUUUUUCGGCUGAGUCUUCCGUAUUUGUAUUAUUGUGUCAAUAUAGCUUUUCUUUUGAAUAAGAAAGAUGCUGUGAUAUUUAUAUUUUGCAAGUUUAUAUGUAUGCUAUUCUUAAUAUUUUAACAAUUAAGAGGAGUAACUGUUGAGUUUCUUGUCGGUUCUUCUCAGCAGACGCUACAUUCCGAACCGGCAGCAACUACAAAAAUAUAUA
This is a messenger RNA of Pieris brassicae (large cabbage white), 7139 nucleotides long. It is a transcript of the gene Neurl4, whose product is annotated as neuralized-like protein 4. The transcript is spliced from 31 exons. Bases 165 to 4886 code for a protein of 1573 amino acids. NCBI's taxonomy places the organism in Eukaryota, Metazoa, Arthropoda, Insecta, Lepidoptera, Pieridae. The record is from RefSeq and is a predicted model, not a curated record.